This is a messenger RNA of Drosophila mauritiana, 1086 nucleotides long. RefSeq lists its product as uncharacterized. Lineage: Eukaryota; Metazoa; Arthropoda; Insecta; Diptera; Drosophilidae. The coding region runs from base 1 to 1086 and encodes 361 amino acids. Gene Ontology annotation, cellular component: membrane. The record is from RefSeq and is a predicted model, not a curated record. Gene Ontology annotation, biological process: sensory perception of taste. The transcript is spliced from 2 exons.
AUGGGCGUAACCAGCUCGCAAUUGUGCAGUUUGCUUACAAAGUUUACGGCGCUCAAUGGACUAAACACCUACUAUUUCGAUCCCAAGACGAAUGCGUUCAGGGGCUCCUGGAAGCUCAAGAUAUACUGCGCUAUCCAUCAUGCCCUCUGUGUGCUGGCUCUGGCACACAUGUCCUAUAGCACCCUUAGUAAUAUGCGAGUGAGUGUGACUGUUCUGACAAUUGGUGGCACCAUGGCCUGCUGUGUGAAGUCCUGCUGGGAAAAGGCGCAGGGCAUUCGAAAAUUGGCCCGCGGACUUGUCAACAUGGAGCAGAAGUAUUUCGCUGGGAGACCCAACGGGCUGCUCUUGAAGUUCCGAUACUACAUGAAAAUUACUUUUUGUUCGAUAACCCUGCUGCGUAUCCAUUUGAUCCAACCGAUCUACAUGAGGCGACUGCUACCCUCGCAGUUUUAUCUAAAUAUGGGAGCGUAUUGGCUACUCUACAACAUGCUUUUGGCCGCUGCGCUGGGCUUCUACUUUCUGCUGUGGGAAAUGUGUCGCAUUCAAAAGCUCAUAAAUGAUCAAAUGACGCUCAUUUUGGCCAGGUCGGGCCAGAGAAAUCGUCUGGCAAAGAUGCAGCACUGCCUGAGACUCUACUCCAAGCUUCUACUGCUUUGUGACCAGUUCAAUAGCCAGCUUGGACAUGUUGCGAUUUGGGUUUUGGCCUGCAAGAGCUGGUUCCAGAUCACCUAUGGCUACGAGAUAUACCAGAUGGUGGCUGCCCCAAAGUCAAUUGAUUUGAGUACGUCGAUGAGAGUGUUUGUAAUUUUCAGCUACAUUCUGGAUGCCAUGAACCUAUUCGUUGGAACAGAUAUUUCUGAGCUGUUCAGUACUUUCAGAGCGGACUCUCGACGCAUUUUGAGGGAGACAAGUCGCUUGGAUCGUUUGCUCUCCAUGUUCGCCUUGAAGUUGGCCCUCCAUCCCCAGCGGGUCGUCUUACUCAACGUGUUUACCUUUGACCGAAAGCUGACUCUAACGCUGCUGGCCAAGUCGACGUUGUACACAAUAUGCUGGCUGCAAAGCGACUACAACAAACUCAAGGCGUAG